AAAAUAAUUUCCAUGAGAUCUUCCCCAAAAGCAGAACAGAGAGUUGUGCAACUUCCCCCCAACCACCCUAAUAGCAGGUCACACUAUGUUCUGCAAGAUAUUAUAAUCCAAGAAACAAAACGAAAAAAAAAUCAACAACGACGGCGAAAACAUAAGUCGUUUAUUUGUUGAGGUUGUCUCAUUUUUUACAAGCUUGUGGUUGUGGGUUCAUGUCAAUAGAUAUAUACUAGCUAGCAACCUCUGCUCCACAAAGUAUCUUUCAUGCGAUCAAACUUAUGGAAGAAAUUGAUAUAUAUCUUCUUCCAUCUCCACAAUCUUGCACUGAGCUUACUUCUGUUCAUCCAAGUUAUAACUUAGAAAUGGCGGCUGCGGCGCCUCCAAUGCGUCAGACCUCACGGCGGCGCUUGCUGGUGUUGUGCUGUGUGGUGGCCUUUGGCCUACUGAUGGACACCGCUGGAGCUCAAACUAGAACUACUAAUGCCACUGCCACCACCCAUCCCCUUGAAGCAAGAGCACUAAACGCCAUGUUCCGACGAUGGGGGAUUUCAGCCACAAACAACUGGAACAUUAGCGGUGAAUUAUGCAGCGGUGUAGCCAUUGAUGACACAGAAGUUAUAACCUUAAACCCUGGCAUCAAAUGUGACUGCUCCUACAAUAAUGGCUCUACUUGCCACAUUACUGCUCUGAGAGUUCAAGCAUUGAAUGUCAGCGGUCCGAUUCCAGACGAGCUCUGGAGCUUAACCUAUAUGGACGAUCUGAAUUUAGGCGUAAAUUAUUUGACGGGUCCAGUUCCAGCAUCCAUUGGCAAUCUCAGUCGCAUGCAGUACUUGAACUUUGGUGCAAAUGCAUUAUCAGGGGUGAUUCCAAGGGAGAUUGGAUUACUAACUGACUUAAGAUCAUUGAGCUUUAAUACAAACAACUUCUCUGGUCCUUUGCCCUCUGAACUUGGGAACCUGUCAAGGCUAGCACAGAUAUAUAUUGAUAGCUCUGGAGUCAGAGGACCAAUACCUCCAACCUUUGCUAAUCUUCAGAGCUUGGAGAGAGUGUGGGCAUCAGACACUGAACUCACAGGCCAGAUCAGCUUCAUUGGAAAUUGGUCAAACCUCAUUCAACUGAAGCUUCAAGGAAAUUUAUUUGAAGGUCCAAUACCACCAUCGUUUUCUGGUUUAACGUCUUUGAAUGACUUGAGGAUAAGUGAACUGUCUAAUGGCAUCUCUUCACUCGACUUCCUCAGAAAUAUGACUUCUCUAGCUACCUUAGUUUUGCGGAAUAAUAAUAUUUCUGGUUCCAUUCCUUCAUUUCUUGGUGAACUUCCGCGUUUGGCUCUAGUGGAUUUGAGCUUCAACAAUUUAAUGGGAACAAUUCCAAAUUCUCUUUUCAAUCACGGGGUUCUCACUAACUUGUAUCUUGGUAAUAACCGGUUAACCGGAGCACUGCCAUUGCAGAAGAGUCCAUCUAUCAAAAAUAUAGAUUUAUCAUACAAUGAACUAUCAGGAAGCUUUCCGUCUUGGGUUGGCGAGCAGAACUUACAACUUAAUUUGGUCGUAAACAACUUCACCACUGGUAACUCUAAUGGCAGUGCUUUACCUUCUGGAUUGAAUUGUCUUCAGAGGAACUUUCCUUGCCAUCGAGGAUCUCCUAUUUAUUCCAGCUUUGCAAUUAACUGUGGUGGGAUGCAGAUUAGGUCCUCUGAUAAGAUCAUAUAUGAUAUGGAUAAUGAUCCUCUUGGUCCAGCAACACAUUAUAUGACCCCUACCGGCAGAUGGGCAGUUAGCAAUGUUGGUCUGCCUGUUGACGGUGAUAGCCCACAAUAUCAAAGCUCCACUUCAUCCCAAUUUACAAAUACUUCGGAUCCGGGGUUGUUCCAAACUGCGAGAAUUUCAGCGGGAUCAUUAAGAUACUAUGGUUUGGGCCUGGAGAAUGGUAAUUACACUGUCAGACUCCUGUUUGCUGAGACAAUAAUUCUUAGUACUUGGAGAAGGAGGAGUAGGGGAAGUCGUGUGUUUGAUAUAUAUGUCCAGGGGAAUCUGGAAGUGAAAGAUUUUGACAUACUAAGAGAGGCCAAUGGAAUCUCUUUUAGAGCUGUUGUGAGGGAAUUCAAUGUUCAAGUGUUGGAAAAUUAUAUUGAAAUCCAUCUCUUUUGGGCAGGAAAAGGGACUUGCUGUUCACCUGCCUAUGGUACAUAUGGGCCUUUAAUUUCAGCAAUAAGUGUAACUCCAGAUUUCGUUCCUUCGGUCUCAAACAAUCCUCCUGGUGGGAACAAGAAGCGGACUGGUCUGAUUGUGGGGAUCAUAGUUGCAGUUGCGGUCAUUGUUGCAAUUUUGCUCUCUAUAGUGGCCGGAACAUGUUAUAUCUUUCAGAGAAGGAAAAGGCAGAAAAAGCUUGAGGACAAAGAGUUGUUGGGGCUUGAUGUGCGACCUUACACCUUCAGUUAUACCGAACUUAAAACUGCAACAGAUGACUUUAACCUUGCUAACAAGCUAGGCGAGGGAGGAUUUGGACCUGUUUACAAGGGAACACUUGAAGAUGGAAGAGUAGUCGCCGUUAAACAAUUGUCUGUUGCAUCGCGUCAAGGAAAGACUCAGUUUCUGGCAGAGAUUGCGACUAUAUCUGCAGUGCAACACCGUAAUCUUGUGAAACUAUACGGUUGCUGCAUUGAGGGAGAUAAACGUUUGCUCGUUUAUGAAUAUCUCGAGAACAAGAGUCUUGAUCAGCUAUUAUUUGGAACUGUUGGAACAGAGAGUAAAUAUUUAUAUCUCGACUGCACAACACGUUACAACAUAUGCUUGGGGGUAGCAAGGGGCCUUACUUAUCUUCAUGAGGAAUCUCGGUUGCGAAUUGUUCACAGAGAUGUGAAGGCCAGCAACAUUCUACUUGAUUCCGACCUCACCCCUAAAAUCUCCGAUUUUGGCUUGGCCAAAUUGUACGAUGAUGAUAAGACCCAUAUAAGCACUCGAGUUGCAGGCACAAUAGGGUAUCUAGCACCUGAAUAUGCAAUGCGUGGACGACUUACCGAGAAGGCUGAUAUAUUCAGCUUUGGAGUUGUAGCUCUGGAGAUCAUUAGUGGAAGGCCGAAUUAUGACCCAAGUUUUCAACAUGAGAUGAGAUAUCUUCUUGGAUGGGCUUGGAAUCUGCACGAAAAUGAUAGGGAAAUUGAGCUGGUCGACCCAACUUUACCACCACAAUAUGAUGCAAAUGCAGUGAAAAAGAUCAUCCAUGUAGCUCUUUUAUGCACGCAAGCGUCGCCAGCCUUACGGCCCUCAAUGUCCCGUGUGGUGGCAAUGCUCACCGGAGACGUUCAGGUGUCGUCCGUCACUUCAAGACCGGGAUACCUAACCGACUGGAAGUUCACCGAUGCAACUACUUUCGCGACGGAUGCCGAAAGCUCAACAUCAAAAGCUAAUAUUGGUUAUAUGAAUUCAACAACGAGUGCAACCAUGAUAGCUGAUGGUUCAACACCAACAACUGAUCUUAGUUACAUGAAUUCGACUACAAGUGGGGGCAGCCAACGGUGGAUUCAAGAUUGUGUAUAGCAACAUUUUAGACAGUUUAAAUAUUUGUUUGUUGCCCAUUUUAGGGUGAAUUGCAUUGACACUUUCGAAUUAUGUUUUAUACAAACACACACCUUCUAUUAUUUGUAAAAUUGUAAGUACACUUGUUGUAAUUAUUAAUACGCCU
Sesamum indicum (sesame) is the source of this 3678-nucleotide messenger RNA. RefSeq names its product putative LRR receptor-like serine/threonine-protein kinase At1g56140. Gene Ontology annotation, cellular component: plasma membrane. Gene Ontology annotation, molecular function: ATP binding; protein binding; protein kinase activity. The record is from RefSeq and is a predicted model, not a curated record. Gene Ontology annotation, biological process: protein phosphorylation. Lineage: Eukaryota; Viridiplantae; Streptophyta; Magnoliopsida; Lamiales; Pedaliaceae.